Humulus lupulus (European hop) is the source of this 1229-nucleotide messenger RNA. Its product is annotated as GDSL esterase/lipase At5g55050-like. The record is from RefSeq and is a predicted model, not a curated record. Lineage: Eukaryota; Viridiplantae; Streptophyta; Magnoliopsida; Rosales; Cannabaceae. Gene Ontology annotation, molecular function: hydrolase activity, acting on ester bonds. The coding region runs from base 1 to 1146 and encodes 381 amino acids. The transcript is spliced from 5 exons.
AUGGUUGGAAGAUUGAGUGGUGCAAGAACAACAACACCAGCUGCUGCUGCAGCAGCAACAACCGGGCCAUUGGGGCCAGCAGUGGGCGCGGGGCCAGCAGUGCCGGCCAUAUACGUGUUCGGUGACUCAACAGCAGACGUUGGCACAAACAACUACUUGCGCCGCUGUGGAGCCAAAGCCAACUUUGCCCAUUUUGGUAUUGAUUAUCCUGGCUCCAAACCAACUGGUAGAUUCAGCAAUGGUUACAAUUCUGUAGAUUUCCUUGCCCAGUUCCUUGGUUUCAAAGAAAGCCCACCUCCUUAUUUGUAUUUUAUUAAUAAUGAUAAGAGAAACUUUGCCAGAAAUGUUCUCAAUGGCACCAACUUUGCCUCUGGAGGGUCUGGCCUUCUUGACAUCACUGGAAAUAAACCUUAUAGAAAAGUAGUGCCAUUUUCGGAACAAGUCAGACAAUUUGGAACAGUUCGUAAAGCUUAUAAAAAAGUACUAGGUGGUGUUGCUGCAGAGAAAAGACUCUCAAACUCACUCUUUCUCAUCAGUGUUGGAAGCAAUGACCUCUUCGAACAUUUCAUCUUCAACUACAAUCGAUCUGACCCCAAAGCACAGCAAACCUUUAUCAACAGUCUUCUCACUUCUUAUGAAAAUCAUCUAAGGACACUGUUGAAGCUUGGAGCAAGGAGAUUUGGUGUAGUUGGUCUAGGGCCAAUAGGGUGUUGCCCACUUCUACGUGUUAAGAAUGGAAAUGGUGAGUGUUUCGAAGUUGUGAAUCAAUAUGCACGUAUAUUCACUCAUGGGAUUGAAGACCUCUUGCGUAAACUCAGUUCAGACAAAUCUCAGCACACAAUGAAAUAUACUAUUGCAAAGGCAUUCGAUUUGACUUUGACUCUCAUCAACGACCCUACUCCAUACAGUUGUGUAGGUUUUAAAGAUGCAAAAAGUGCUUGCUGUGGUGGUGGAGGGAAACUCAAUGCAGAAAAGCCAUGCAAGCCAAAUUCUAUGGUAUGUGAAGAUCGAAAAAGCAUGCUGUUCUGGGACCAGUUUCAUCCCACUGAGGCAGCUUAUAAGCUUGCUGCUAUGGCUCUCUUUGGUGGUGGUGAACACAAUGUUGAGCCCAUCAAUAUUGGUCAAUUAGCUGGUCUUCGCAUCUAACUAAAUUAUAUAUGAGUAAUGAUACGUGCACCCAAAAUAUACACUCAAACAUUACACACAGUGAUGUGGCAGUUUAGCCUAGC